Molecule: messenger RNA, 2177 nt
Organism: Amaranthus tricolor (Joseph's coat)
Lineage: Eukaryota; Viridiplantae; Streptophyta; Magnoliopsida; Caryophyllales; Amaranthaceae
Exons: 3
Coding region: 310-1794 (494 amino acids)
Source: RefSeq, a predicted model, not a curated record
ACUAGUACCUCACGAGUCACGGGUCCCUCAAUAGUCCAAUUCCUCUUCUUUCGCUCUUUCUCAUCCAUCCAUCCAUCUAUCGGUUUAUCCCCAUUCUCAAACCCUAGAUCCCCUUUUCUUCUCUUCUUGGCCGCCGCCACGAACUCUUUCACCGUCGUUCCUCUUUAUCUAAAUCAGUUUUUCGAUUGAUAAUUCAUUCUUUCUUUUUCGAUCUAUAUAAUUUUUUCUUAUUCCUUUCGACUUUCCAAAAACUAAUUUUCUUAUUUUUUUUUUCUUUCUUCGCGCGCUUCCGAUCUGGUUGCGCUGAUCAUGGCCUACAAACGACCCUUUGAUGAUGAAGUGGUUGAUGAUGGUUCCUCCAAGCAUCAGAGACAGGAUGGACCCAUUGAUGAAAUUAAUUUAUGUAAUGAUAGUUUCUCUAGGCAAGGUGCCUCUGGGAAAUCUUCUGAUAUAGGUGAGUCUAGCAUUGGAAAAUAUGAACUGGACUCUCGUCAGGAUCCUGAAAAUAGCUGUUGUCCUGUACUACCAAGAAAGAUGGUAGAAGAUGUUGAAAGGGGUGUUCCUAGAUCUUCUUCUGUAUCUCAUUGGGCCACCAGUAGUACAAGUGAUGAAGAUGAACUGCCUGAAGAUGUGCGUCAGUUGCCUUAUUACUCUGGGUAUAUCAGUUUUGACCAUCUUAUGAGGCCUGGAAUAAAUAUUGAUGAUGUAUAUAACUUGUUGGAUCAUCCUCCCCGGAAGCGUGUUCCUGUUGGGCCUGAUCACCAAGCGGAAAUUCCUAGUUGGGGAACCGAGGUAAAUGGAACGACUUUAGAUGGCUUGGGAUCAACGGAACUCGGUGGUUACUGUAUCAUGUCUAUUUCAAAGACGGAGCCUCUGCCAUACAAUGGCGAGAAGUUUGGUGAUGGCAGGACCGACUGUGAUUGUCUAGAUCAGGGGUCUGUGAGAUGUGUCUGGCAGCACAUUGCAGAAGCUAGAGAUAAGCUCAGAAGGACCCUUGGCGAGGAUAUUUUCAUGCAGCUGGGCUUUAAUGACAUGGGAGAAGUGGUGGCAGAUAAGUGGAGUGAGGAGGAACAGCAGUUAUUCCAUGAGGCGGUUUACGCCAAUCCAGUUUCAUCAGGUACAAAUUUUUGGAACGUUCUUUCAGCCGUAUUCCCUUCUCGAACCAAGAUGGAGAUUGUCAGUUACUACUUCAAUGUGUUCAUGCUCAGAAAGCGAGCUAGACAGAAUAGAUGUGACUCGAUGAACAUAGAUAGUGACAAUGAUGAAUGGCAAGGAAGUGAUGUUGAUGGGGGCGAUGGAGGGGUGUCAGAUGAAGAUGAAGAUUCAGGUAUUGAGUCCCCUAUAUGCCACGAUGGUCUUGUCUUUCAUCAAAAUGGUUUGCAUCUGCAUGAAGAUGAACAUCAACCAGAGGAUGAUGCAGAACUUUCAGAUGAAAUCCGAGAAUAUGAUGACAACAAUGAUGAUGGAAUUGUGCGAAAACCUGAUCCUAAUUCUACCUUUGAGCACCCUCGCAAGAAAUCUGAUGAUGAUGUCGAAAAUGAUGUCCAAGACGGAUCAUGCACAUCAUCAGAUUCAGGAGCUAACGUAGAAGCAUCACGUUUAAACCCCGACGGUUGUCAAGAAUGGGGUCACUAUAUCAUUGAUUCCUCCGAUGCUAAAGCCUGGGAUGGGUAUAAUAGCGUGAGCUGCUCUAAACAUGUAGAUUUCUUGCCAACGUGCAUGAUUGAAGAGGUCUUUAGAGAUGAUCAUUUUGACUCCGAGGGUAAGAAAUGGCGAGGACCGAGGAACCUGUAAUAAUGAUGGUGUUUUAUAAGUCCAGCAUUUUUAUCCUGGCAUUUGAGAUUCAAGCACUCGAGAGUAAUCGUGUGCCUACCGCUUAUCUGCAAAAGGCGAGCAUCUGUCUUACUUUGUUUGUAGAGCUCUAGAGGAUCCAAUUUUCCUGAUGUAAAUUCCCAUUUGAGUGGAAGAUGAAAGAUCCAGCAUAAAGUGUAAAAAUAGUAACUUUUACUUAAUCUUUAUAGCGCACCUACAUAAGCCGUGCGCAUCUUUUUUUUUUUUUUAGCUUCUCUUGUCUUUUACAGCUUGUAAAAGCUUCUGGGUUUUACAACUUAAUUUUGACCCCAGUUUUUUAAUAUGAAAUAAACUUGUUCUAGUAUGAUUUCCUAGUAUUUUCUGUC